Molecule: messenger RNA, 2144 nt
Organism: Phragmites australis (common reed)
Lineage: Eukaryota; Viridiplantae; Streptophyta; Magnoliopsida; Poales; Poaceae
Exons: 18
Coding region: 123-1730 (535 amino acids)
Biological process (GO): translation
Cellular component (GO): translation release factor complex
Molecular function (GO): GTP binding; translation release factor activity; GTPase activity
Source: RefSeq, a predicted model, not a curated record
CAAAUCCCCCAAGAAAAAACCCUAAACCAAGGAAAUACAAGAGAAAAAGCCCAGCCGAAACCAACCCAGCAAAAAGAGGGGAGGAAAAGGGGGAAGCCCCCACAGCCUCUUGCUCUCGAGAGAUGGAACACGACGCCGAGAUGGCGCCGCCGAUCGCCUCCCGCGCGCCCGCCGCUGACGCGGACGACUGGGCGGAGCGCGACGACUUCGAGGAGCCUCCAGUGGAGUCCUACUCGCAACCCCUGGUGGCUGCGGCCCCCGAGGACGACGCUCGAGAGGCGCCCCCAGCUCCUGCGGCCCAGGAUGUCAACCGAAUUCAAUCAGGUCUUCAGUCUCUGGAGCUGCAGGCUAGUGAUGAUGGGGUUCAAAUGGAGUUUGAGGAGCAACGGAAUAGAAAACGGCAUUUGAAUGUUGUGUUUAUAGGCCAUGUUGAUGCAGGCAAGUCCACGGCUGGAGGCCAGAUAUUGUUUUUAAGUGGACAAGUGGACGAACGGACAAUCCAGAAAUACGAGAAGGAAGCAAAGGACAAAAGCAGAGAGAGCUGGUACAUGGCGUACAUUAUGGACACAAAUGAGGAAGAACGGUCAAAGGGGAAGACUAUUGAAGUUGGGAGAGCUCACUUUGAAACCGAAACAACAAGAUUCACAAUUUUGGAUGCACCAGGUCAUAAAAGUUACGUUCCAAACAUGAUAAGUGGUGCUUCUCAAGCCGACAUUGGUGUUCUGGUGAUAUCUGCUCGGAAAGGUGAAUUCGAAACUGGAUAUGAAAGAGGAGGGCAAACUCGUGAACAUGUCCUGCUGGCAAAAACUUUGGGUGUUACUAAGUUGGUUGUGGUCAUAAAUAAGAUGGAUGACCCUACUGUUGAAUGGUCUAAAGACAGAUAUGAUGAAAUAGAAGGCAAGAUGACUCCUUUCCUUAAGUCUUCAGGGUACAAUGUUAAGAAAGAUGUCCACUACUUGCCAAUUUCUGGUCUGUUGGGAACUAAUAUGAAGACUCGCAUGGAUAAAAGCACUUGUAGCUGGUGGAGUGGUCCGUGCUUUUUCGAAGUUCUGGAUAGCAUCGAAGUCCCUUUACGAGAUCCCAAAGGCCCAGUAAGGAUGCCAAUCAUGGAUAAAUAUAAAGAUAUGGGCACCGUGGUGAUGGGCAAAAUAGAGUCAGGGACUAUUAAGGAGGGCGAUAACUUUGUGGUGAUGCCAAAUAAGGCCAAUGUGAAAGCCCUUAGCAUAUACUGUGACGAGGAUAAAGUAAGAAGUGCUGCACCUGGUGAGAAUGUCCGUGUCAAGUUGUCAGGAAUUGAAGAGGAGGACAUCACUUCUGGUUUUGUGCUAUCAAGUGUUACAAAUCCUGUUGGUGCUGUGUCUGAAUUUAAUGCUCAGCUUCAGAUACUGGAGUUACUUGACAAUGCAAUCUUCACUGCUGGCUACAAGGCAGUGUUGCAUAUCCACUCAGUAGUUGAGGAAUGUGAGAUUGUAGAGCUCAUAGAGGAAAUUGACCUCAAGAGGAUGAAAGAAACUGACCCGAAGAAGAAAAAGCCAAAGAGGAAGCCUCUUUUUGUGAAGAAUGGAGCUGUUGUUGUUUGCCGCAUCCAGGUCAAUAACUUGAUAUGUAUCGAGAACUUCUCUGAUUUUCCUCAGCUCGGAAGAUUUACACUCCGGACAGAAGGUAAAACAGUUGCUGUAGGAAAAGUUGUUGCUGUUCCGCCGAGUGGGAGCUCAACAUUUAAAGCUUAAGCCAAUUCUGCGAGGGUAUAUUUAGCACCUGAAAUGUGGGAAUAAAUUUUGACAACGACUUGACGGUUAGGGGUGUUGAAUUGCCACCUUUCGAAGUAUGAGUUAGUAUAUGCAAAAAUACAGAUUGUACAUGUGGUUGCAUGCAUUUUUCGAAUUAUUCUGUACUUACAUUGCUGCAUUUGGUGUCAGGAGGCUAAAUUUUUUUUUGUUUUUUUUGGGGGGGGGGGGGGGUGUGUUAAUCUUUUCGUCCGAGAUUAUAAAUUGUUAUAGCAUGUGUUGGGUGUACGGACCUUCUUGUUUUGCUUUUUUUUUUCUGUGCUAAAAUGUUUUAGGUAGUAAAACCGAUAUGAUCUGUAUCUACUCCCCAGAUCCCUACUUGGUACCUUGACAUUACAAGAUUUCAUGCUUAUUACC